AGAAAAUUGUUGUUUUGUGUGAGCGGUAUCAAGCGCAAAGGCAGGCGUUGGGUUUGUCGUCUUUUCCCUCGGUUCACGUCGAGUAACUGUGUGGCUGGAAAUGUUUCUGUCGGCUUGGGCAUUGGGUCGGAUCGUAUUCACUACGUGCUUGGUCUAGUUAAAGCCUACACCACAAGAGUAGGGAGUGGCCCUUUCCCGAGUGAAUUGUAUGACGCCAAUAACCCUGCCAAGCAAGAUCCGAUUGGGAUGAUUUUGGCUGAUCGUGGUCAAGAGUUUGGUUCAGUAACGGGACGCCCAAGACGAACAGGGUGGAUGGAUGUGGCGCUUUUACGCCGUGCGGUACAAAUGAAUGGUCUUAGUGGUUUGUGUAUAACGAAGCUUGAUGUGCUUGAUACAUUGGCAGAAAUUAAAUUGUGUGUGGGGUAUAUGUUAGAUGGUAAAGAAAUCGAUUUAUUCCCACAUGGAGCUCAUGAAGCGGCACGUUGUGAGCCUAUCUAUGAAACAUGGCCUGGUUGGCAAUCAGAAACUUUUGGCAUUCAUCAGUGGGAUCAGCUUCCUUUAGCCGCGCAACAGUACCUCAAACGUAUUGAGUUGCUCGCUGGUGUUCCGAUUAGUAUCGUCUCUACGGGGCCUGAACGUAACCAAACGAUCUUAUUGCAACAUCCUUUUAAAGGAGUUUGCAUGAAGAUAGCGAUCAUUGGUAGUGGUUUUUCUGGGUUGGGUAUGGCUUAUUACCUUGAUAAAGCAGGGUUUACGGAUUACACCAUUUACGAAAAGGCCAAUGAUGUUGGAGGUUGUUGGCGUGAAAACACCUAUCCAGGUGUGGCAUGUGAUGUUCCUUCGAUGUUGUAUUCUUUUUCUUUUGAGCUCUAUCCAGAGUGGAAACAUGUCUAUUCACGUGGUGAACAAAUUUGGGAGUAUUUGCGGUUUUGUGCUCAAAAAUACGGUUGGAUGAAAAAAAUUCAAUUUGGUGUUGAGUUUAACGGCGGUGAAUUUGAUGAGAAAACACAUCAAUGGCGUUUGAGUACAACGACAGGUCGUGUGAUUGAAGCUGAUUUUGUUGUGGUGGGAGCAGGUCCUUUACAUGUCCCUUCUUAUCCGAAUAUUCCAGGUUUAGAUACGUUUAAGGGUGCAAAAAUUCAUUCCGCAAAAUGGGAUCACGAUAUUAAUUUUAAAGAUAAAAGAGUCGCUGUGAUCGGUACGGGUGCUAGUGCGAUUCAAUUUGUGCCAGAGCUUGCUAAAGAAGUCAAAGAUAUGACCGUCUUCCAGCGUUCACCCACAUGGAUUGUGCCGCGUUAUGAUCGUCCUUAUACCGAUGAUGAACGCGCCAGUUUUCGGAAGUCACCCUUGCGCAUGAAAUUAACCCGCUUGUCGAUUUUUUUAAUUAAUGAAUUUAAUGGGUUGGGGAUUUAUGCUGGUAACCCAGUCGUGUCUUGGCUCACCAAAAGGAUGGCAAAGCACAAUAUUCAUAAAGCUAUUUCCGACCCCGAGUUGCGCCAAAAAGUGACGCCGGAUUAUCCGCCUGGUUGCAAAAGAAUAUUGAUUUCAAAUGACUGGUAUCCUGCUUUGGCCAAGCCCAAUGUUCACCUAGAAACUGAGCCCAUUGCUAAGGUGGUCGAAGAUGGUGUCGUGACGGAAUCUGGCAAAAAGAUUCCAGCCGAUGUGCUUGUUUAUGGAACGGGAUUUAAAGUAACUGAUGGUUUGCCCCCCUUUCCGAUUUAUGGGGUUGGACAUGAAAACGUCGUUGAUCGUUUUGCCAGCGAGGGGAUUGCAGGCUAUCAAAGCACGUUCAUUUCGGGGUUUCCAAAUUGUGCUAUUUUAUUGGGACCUAAUGCAGGCCUUGGUCAUAAUUCGGUGGUGUAUAUGGCUGAGGCACAAAUGCGUUAUAUUGUUAAAGCAUUAAAAUAUAUGAGAAAACAUCACUAUCAUGUGAUGGAUGUUAAGAGGCAUGUUCAGGACGAGCAGACUAAAGAGCUGCACGAAGCCCUCAAAGAUAGUGUUUGGGUCGCGGGGGGAUGUCAAAGUUGGUAUCUAGAAAAAAGCGGUGAAACAGGUGUUCUCUGGCCUCACAGUGCUAAAGCCUUUGAUCGCUCGAUGCAGCAUUUUGAUGCGGAUGCUUAUCGCUAUGCCUAA
Darwinula stevensoni is the source of this 2133-nucleotide messenger RNA. The record is from the annotation of a GenBank genome assembly. Lineage: Eukaryota; Metazoa; Arthropoda; Ostracoda; Podocopida; Darwinulidae.